Molecule: messenger RNA, 915 nt
Organism: Botrytis porri
Lineage: Eukaryota; Fungi; Ascomycota; Leotiomycetes; Helotiales; Sclerotiniaceae
Exons: 1
Coding region: 1-915 (304 amino acids)
Source: RefSeq, a predicted model, not a curated record
AUGGAACCUCCACGUAGGAAGAGGAAGUGCGUGAGAUUCGCCGGGGUAGACUUCGACGAGCCACCGCGCAUGCCAUCGAUACCAGAGGAUGGCCCAUCUCAAAGUGUAUCCAAUUCUGAGGUUUUCCGAAGAAUGGAAGACGGGCUUGCCACGGUAGGUACCAUUAACCGAAUUCCACUUGAACGCCGACGCCAAAGACGUAUGAGAGUACGAGAAACGAUGAAAGCGACAAGGGGACCUUGGGAUACUGAAAGAGAGCAAUUGAAUGCAUACGCGAGAAAGCGGUUAGCGACAGAAGAUGUAAGGCUUAGGGUAAUCAGAGCGAAGAAAGAGAAUCUGACGAGGACGGAAAUUGAAGUUAUUGAGGAACUUAAGCGUCAAGAUGAGAAAAUAGUAAAGAGUGAGGAACGUUGCGAAGAAGAAUUGAAGAAGCAUUCGGGGCUGAUCAAAAGAGUCACGAGAAAGAAGAGACGCAACUCGAUUAAAAAGACUCUAGAGCAAGAAAAAAUCGCUUACGAGGCUGUGAAAGAUAAUCUCAGGUUACAAGCGAGAGAUGCUGAGUGUGAGGUAGACAGAGAAUUUUUGUUCAAAAGGGAGAUAGAUUAUGAAACCAAGAGAUUAUGGGAAGCUGAAGCGACUAGAUGGGAAAUGGAGCUGGAGAUUCCAACCCUUCUGAGAAAAAUCGAUCUCCCGCCAGAAGAGCGAGAAUAUUUGAAAACCUCUAUCGGUAAUUCUUAUGUGCAUAAAAGAUGGUGUAUGGCUGGUCCUGUUGACAGGGAGCCGUGGUCUUACCGUCCCUAUGAACGGAAAUGGGUCUGCGAGGAUUGUAGGGCUGAUAUUAGAUGGGAGAGGAGAUUACAGGAGAACUCAGAGAUGUCAGGUACUCCAUUUCAGAAUGUCAAUCGACUUGUAUAA